This is a messenger RNA of Bombus impatiens (common eastern bumble bee), 438 nucleotides long. RefSeq names its product odorant receptor 13a-like. The transcript has 2 exons. The coding region runs from base 163 to 438 and encodes 91 amino acids. Gene Ontology annotation, biological process: sensory perception of smell; detection of chemical stimulus involved in sensory perception of smell. Gene Ontology annotation, cellular component: plasma membrane. The record is from RefSeq and is a predicted model, not a curated record. NCBI's taxonomy places the organism in Eukaryota, Metazoa, Arthropoda, Insecta, Hymenoptera, Apidae. Gene Ontology annotation, molecular function: odorant binding; olfactory receptor activity.
UGUAAAAAGUGUCUAUAUCGAACAUUUAAAAAUUAUGAGCACUGUUCAUACUUCAGACAAGCUUUUACGCGCUAAUAACGCAUCUUUUCGCAGCCAGGGGCACCUACCAGAACACGUUUCAUCUUCAGCUUCCAAUUAAUAGCCUGUCUAUGCCAAUUACUGAUGUUCACCUACAGCUGUGACUGCAUCAUGCAAGAAAGCACGAGCGUAGCUUUGGCAGUGUAUAAAGGACCUUGGUCAUUUUUGCCUGCAACCGAAAGCGGUAUGAUGAUGCGAAAAGACUUGAUACUCGUUACUAUAAGAUCUGGCGUACCUUGUUGCAUAACAGGCUAUGGAUUCUUCGUCGUGUCUCUAGAGACAUACACUCGGGUUUUAAGUACUGCGGUAUCAUAUUUCACACUGUUAAGACAAACUACACAGGAGACCCUCAAUUCGUAA